Messenger RNA from Thermochaetoides thermophila DSM 1495, 1008 nucleotides. RefSeq lists its product as uncharacterized. Gene Ontology annotation, molecular function: protein binding. Lineage: Eukaryota; Fungi; Ascomycota; Sordariomycetes; Sordariales; Chaetomiaceae. The transcript is spliced from 3 exons. The coding region runs from base 1 to 1008 and encodes 335 amino acids. The record is from RefSeq and is a predicted model, not a curated record.
AUGGUUGACUUCCAACCCCCGGCUGGGCCUCCUCCGCCUAAAGUCCCCGAAGGCUGGGUGGUGCGCUGGAACGAGCAGUACUACGUCAACAUUUAUACCAAAGUCUCCCAAUGGGAGAAACCCACCGAGCCAGCCCGCCCUCCCGAGCCCGCAAGCGAGGCCCCGCCCCCGGGCCCUCCCCCAUCCUACACUGGCGGCAACACCUCGUCUCCAGCAACCGACUCCAAAACUAGCAACAACCCUUUCCUUUCUGCCACCAACACUGGCACUACCAGCACAAGCAAUCCGACCCCCUCCGAAGAAGAUGACGAGCGCCUAGCCAGACAGCUCCAAGCUGAAGAGGACGCGCGUGCGGCGGCCGCGCUGGCGGGAUACCCUCCGGCCGGGAUCUCAACCUCAACCUCAGCGGCCAAUGCGACUCCUUCGUCAUCAGCCUUCCCGACCGAACUCCCUCCCCGUCCCGGAAGCUCCUCUGCUAACCGCGGAAGUUCUGGGAAGAGUGGCAGUGGUACCAAGCUGCUCGAUAAAUUGCUAAGCAAAGUCGCCGGAAGCAAGCAUUCUAAGUAUCACCCGCCGCCUCCGCAUCCUGGACCGCAUCCUGGACCGGCUGGAUUCUUCGCCGCGCAUCCUCCUCCGCCUCCCCAUCCCGGGCCCCAUGGGCCUCCUCCUCCGCCGGGAGGUUUCUUCACACCUCCUCAUGGUCACGGGCAUCCCCCGGAGCCGCAUGGCCCUGGCUUCCACGGCUUCCAUCCCCCUCCCCCCGGUGGCGGCUUCUUUGGCGGGCAUCACCCCCCUGGGCACGUCUUCGGCCACGGUCACGGCCAUCAUGGUGGUAAGAGUAGAGGAAGCGGGAUGGGCAUGGCAGCUGGCGCAGCGGCGCUGGGUGUUGGCGCCGGGUUGGUCGGUGGCGCGCUGGUGGCAGAUGCGGUAAUGGAUGCGCAAAUGGAUGCUUAUCAGGAAGGGUUCGCGGAUGGGGCUGAUUUCGGAGGGGGCGAUUUUGAUUUCUGA